AUGACCACCGUAACUGAUGGGUUUUCUGCUGUCUUCAGUAACAAGUCAAGAAGAAAUGUCCAACCAGUAACAUCCAUAGUAUCUGUGAGAUCAAAUGUGAUAGAUGACAAGAUCGAACCUACCAAAAGUGAAAAGAUUCAAACUGUCACAAUUUUUGAUGAAUUAGAUUCUUCAUUAGAACUAGAAAAUAUUAAUCCGCUUCCUGCUUACCCAUCCCUAUGGCAGAAAAUAUAUUAUGAGUAUAUCAUACUGGAUAAGACUAAUCUCGACGUAUCAUUAAAGGAAUCUUUCUUAUAUAACCGUGAUCUUAAACCUGUCGAAGAAGAAAGAAGAGUUUGGUCGUGGUAUAAUUAUCUGUAUUUCUGGUUAGCCGACUGUUUCAAUAUUAAUACUUGGCAGGUGGCAGCUACGGGGAUGCAACUUGGCCUAAAUUGGUGGCAAUGUUGGUUGACAGUAUGGAUCGGUUAUACUUGGGCAGCUGUUUAUGUUGUACUAAAUUCUAGGUUUGGUACUGCAUACCAUCUGUCAUUCCCAAUCACAGUAAGGGCAUCUUUUGGUAUUUUCUUUUCAUUAUGGCCAGUAAUAAACAGAAUUGUUCUUGCAAUUGUUUGGUAUUCGGUUCAAGCAUGGUUAGGUGCACAACCAAUUUCAUUAAUGUUACAGUCAAUAUUCGGAAAGGAUUUACCAUCUCGAAUUCCAGAUCAUUUUGGUUCUCCAAAUUCAACGACCUAUCAGUUUAUGUGUUUCUUUAUCUUUUGGGUAAUUAGUCUUCCAUUUGUUCUUAUCGCACCUCAUAAUAUAAGACAUUUAUUUACUGUUAAAGCUGUAUUGAUCCCAUUUGCUGCCUUUGGAUUUUUGAUAUGGACUUUAAAGAAAUCACAUGGUGUCAUCGCAUUGGGGACAUUAAAUGAUGAUGCUCCACAUGGUUCUACGUUUUCUUGGAUAUUUGUCAAGGCAUUGAUGGCAUGCAUUUCAAAUUUCGCAGCUCUUAUUAUUAAUGCACCUGAUUUUGGUAGGUUUGCUACUACUCCAAAUUCAUCAUUAAUUCCACAAUUGGUUGCUAUCCCUCUGUUUUUUGCUAUAACAUGUCUGAUUGGAAUAUUGGUUACAGCUGCUGGUUAUCAUCUUUAUGGGAUUAACUACUGGUCACCAUUAGAUGUGUUACAGCAGUUCUUAGAGACAACGUUUACUCGAGGUACAAGAGCUGGGGUAUUUUUAAUUUCGUUUGUAUUCGCAUUAGCACAAUUGGGUACAAAUAUAUCAGCCAACUCCCUUUCCUGUGGUACAGAUAUGACCUCAUUAUUCCCCAGAUAUAUUAACAUCAGGAGAGGCGCUCUCUUCUGUGCAGCAAUGGCUCUUUGUAUCUGUCCGUGGAAUUUGAUGGCUUCUUCCAAUAAAUUCACCACAGCCUUAGGUGCCUAUGCCAUAUUCUUGUCAAGUAUAGCGGGUGUUAUAUGUGCAGACUAUUUCCUCAUUAGAAGAGGGUAUGUUAAGUUGAUGCAUCUAUUCCUAGCACAUAAGGGGUCUUACUACAUGUACAACAAUCGUUAUGGAAUUAACUGGAGAGCGCUGGUUGCUUAUUUGUGCGGUAUUGCACCAAACUUACCGGGGUUCAUUAAUGAUGUAGCACCACAACUUAAAGUUUCAACUGGAGCCAUCCAUCUAUAUUACUUAGGGUACCCAGUUGGGUUUGGGAUUAGUUUCACAGUAUACUCCAUCCUAUGUUAUUUUUCCCCUGUUGAAGGUGUCCCUGUUAAGAAUUUUUUGAAGGAUAAAGGAUGGUUUCAAACAUGGGCUUACGUAGAAGACUUCGAAAAUGAUUGGAAGAACGAAAUUCGUAAACCAGUUUUAGAUGUUGAUGCUGAUCCCUUAUACGAUGUGAGGAGUAUGAAAAAGAUCUAUUGA
Messenger RNA from Maudiozyma barnettii, 1905 nucleotides. It is a transcript of the gene DAL4, whose product is annotated as allantoin permease. Gene Ontology annotation, biological process: nucleobase transport; transmembrane transport. The transcript has a single exon. The coding region runs from base 1 to 1905 and encodes 634 amino acids. NCBI's taxonomy places the organism in Eukaryota, Fungi, Ascomycota, Saccharomycetes, Saccharomycetales, Saccharomycetaceae. Gene Ontology annotation, molecular function: nucleobase transmembrane transporter activity. Gene Ontology annotation, cellular component: plasma membrane. The record is from RefSeq and is a predicted model, not a curated record.